UGCUUUUUGUGUUGUGUGUUGCCUAAUUUAUUAAUCUGAUUCUGUUCUCGGUUGUUAGAAGCCCGAGUUAAGUGCAAUUAGUUGGAUAACGCAGUUACACUUUUAUGAUGCUAUUUUUUCACCAAUAUGACAGAAAUCGAAGAAUUCACAUGUUUACCCAAAACCUUAUCGUUAGAAGACAAGCAACGUUUACAAGAGCAAGAUUCACGAUUAGUCACGGACUUUAAAGCUUCCUUAUUAGAGAAAGAUGCUAGAAAACACUGGGAUUUAUUUUACAAACGCAACGAAACACGUUUUUUCAAAGACCGGCACUGGACGACUAGAGAAUUCACAGAAUUGUUAAACAACCAAUCAACUACAAAAAGAGUUCUUUUUGAAAUUGGCUGCGGUGUUGGCAACUUUAUUUUCCCUUUGGUUGAAGAAAAACUAGAUUUUUAUAUAAUUGCAUGUGAUUUAUCUUCAAAAGCAAUUGAAAUUGUGCGAAGAAAUGAGCUUUACAAUGAGGAGUACAUGAGGGCAUUUCAAGUUGAUAUAACGACAGAAGAUAUUUUAAAUCGAGUAGAUGCGAACAGUGUUGAUAUUGCAACACUAAUCUUCGUGUUAUCAGCAAUACAUCCUGACAAAUUUGUGACCACUUUGAAAGUUAUCCACAAAGUAUUAAAGCCCGGAGGAAUUUUACUCUUUAGAGAUUAUGGUUUAUAUGAUAUGGCUCAGUUGAGGUUUAAAGCCGGACAUAAAAUUUCAAAUAAUUUUUACAUGAGACAGGAUGGAACAAGGAGUUACUAUUUUUCUGUGGAGUUUUUCUCAAAUUUAUGUCUUAAAGCGGGAUUUGAAGUCAUCAGUAAUUCAUAUGUACAUAGAAAAACGGUAAAUAAAAAAGAAAACAUUGAUGUACCAAGAAUUUUUAUUCAAGCAAAAAUUAAGAAACCAUCAUGAGGAAUUCAUGCAGAAAAAAAAUGAUAUGAUUUGUGAUUUUGGAGCAUUUCCACAACAUUUCUUCACAAUACUCAAUGGUUUUGGCAGAAAUGACAAGGUCUUCUCGUUUUUAUCAGAUCCAACCGGCACGAAUGAAGAGACAAGACGAAAAUAACUAAAAGAAGCAAAGUGUUUUGGAUUACCAAUAUAAUAUUUUGUAGCAAAUAAAGAUAUUAAAACAGA
Tribolium madens (black flour beetle) is the source of this 1158-nucleotide messenger RNA. Its product is annotated as tRNA N(3)-methylcytidine methyltransferase METTL6. The record is from RefSeq and is a predicted model, not a curated record. Lineage: Eukaryota; Metazoa; Arthropoda; Insecta; Coleoptera; Tenebrionidae. The coding region runs from base 127 to 936 and encodes 269 amino acids. The transcript has 6 exons.